AAAUGUGUUGUCUGCUUGUUUACAAAAUAAUGGCAACACAUUUUUAAAUAUCGUGGAUGAACCAGGAUAAACCACGUGAAACAGAAAAUGGCAGACACCGUUAUGAAGGCCUUAAUGCUGGACAAAACUCCGAUAGACGGGAAAUCCGUUCUAAUUGUUCAGCAUAGUGAUGGAUCGCCAUUCCUCCAUUCGUUGUUAACCCAAAGUGCCCGACAAGGUCGAAGAAUUUGUCUAGUUUCAUUUAGUCAAUCAGUUGGCUACUACCACAAUGUUGGAACCCGUCUUGGAUGGAACCUGAACAACUUACUGAUUAAAAAUCAGGUGGUUUUUAUCGGUGGACUGCACACCCUUAAGGAUUCACUCCAAUUCCAGUGCCCUUCAAAUCCUUUCAAUUUUUUGUUUAACCCUGCCCUAUGUCCGCUUCAGGCUCUGUUUUUGUCUAUUGAAAGUGUUGUCCAUGGUUGGACUGAGCAGCCAUUUUCUCUGGUAAUUGAUGAGCUUGACUGCCUCCUCAACUUAGGUAUAGAACCUAAAGAAGUAAUCAAAUUCUUUCAAAAGUGUCAUUCUCUUAUCCAAACAUAUUCCAGUGGUUCCCUAGUAGUGUCAAUAGGUGUUACACCCCUUGACAAAGAAAUUAUUCAGUGUAGCACAUUGCUGUCACACUGGUCAGAUUUGAUUCUCACCGAAAAAGGACUCCAGACUGGAAAGUCACGGGACUUGACUGGUACACUCACUGUAAAAUGGAAUGUUUCCCCAUUAUCUGAGCAGCACUUUCAUUUCAAAUGUUUUGAUCGUGGAAUUAAAAUGUUUGCCCCAGGCACAGCUGUACUGUGACAAUACCUUGUAAUAGAAUAAAAUACUUUCAACAUCA
Molecule: messenger RNA, 871 nt
Organism: Daphnia carinata
Lineage: Eukaryota; Metazoa; Arthropoda; Branchiopoda; Diplostraca; Daphniidae
Product: elongator complex protein 6-like
Exons: 2
Coding region: 88-834 (248 amino acids)
Biological process (GO): tRNA wobble uridine modification
Cellular component (GO): elongator holoenzyme complex
Source: RefSeq, a predicted model, not a curated record